AUGACGGAGAUGUACGCUGAUUGUCCUGACGAGAAGCACGACAUUGACGAGGAUGAUUACAACGGCGAUAUCCACGAUGGCGAAAUUACUGGCGCUGACAGGUCCUACACCAUCCGCGACUAUUUCGACAUUCGCAUCGACGAGCUAACUGGACAACUACGCAACACGGUUGCCUGUCCACGGGGCGACACCCAAUGCGACGGUUUUGUCUUUGAUUCGAUCCAAGACUGUCUGGACCACGAACGAGAUUGGCACUCUGGCCCUUAUAAAUGCUUCAUCUGCGGACAGAUUUUCGCGUCUGGGCCCCGACUGCGCCGACACGAUCACUAUACAGAUUCGGAGGAGAGAAAAGCAGAAGUCGAGGCGGCCGAAACUCGCAAAAAUGCGUGUUGCGGAGUAAAGAUUUACCACGGCAACGAGUGGGCUCGACGACGGGCGAAGCUAUUGUUAAAGAAGAUUAAGCUGGAAGAAGCAGCGCAGGAUAAGAAGAGGGAUCGAAAGAUUAUGGGGGAUGUCAAAAAGGAGAUGGCAAAAAAAAGGAAAAGAGAUGGCCCGCUGGUGGUUAUCGGUGUGGCGGGGAGAACGGUGAUGGGCGAGGUGGAAGACGAAAAGGGAGGAGGAAACUGUGACGAGCCGUGCUGUCCGGCCUUUGAGCGGCGCUUCGUCAAUGACAAGGCGCAUCAGCGGCACGUGGCGUCGCAAGGACACGUUGCGGCUAUGCGCAUGGGCGCCGCGCUCCUCGAACAGCUGACUAUCACGGCUGGCUUCAAGACGUCUCUGACUGAGACUCCCUCGCGACGAACAAACGUUGACAUGUCUGGCCGCGGCCACGAUCGAGACACUACACCCCCACCGUCCCGGCUAGUCGACAACGCUCCAACGCAGCAACUUCUCUCGCCACCGGCGACGCCGCAUGGCCCAUCGUCGUCGUCACUGUUGUCGUUGUCGUCGUCAUCACGCGACGAGGAAGAGACGAGUUGGGAUAGCAUGGAGCAUAUCCCGCUGAGGCUGGAGAGGCGGCUCGCUCUGACACAGCAAGCACUCAGAGAACUGCGAUGCAAUGCGCCGGGAUGUGGCAUGUAUGGCAAGCAAAUGGCGAGCUCACAGAGCUAUUGGGGCCAUUUGGCAUCGGAAGGUCACGUAAAGGCGCUGAAGACGUGGAGUGAAAGAGGAGGAGAGGCGGUCUAUGUUUAUGUUUGA
This is a messenger RNA of Beauveria bassiana ARSEF 2860, 1200 nucleotides long. RefSeq lists its product as uncharacterized. The transcript has a single exon. The record is from RefSeq and is a predicted model, not a curated record. Bases 1 to 1200 code for a protein of 399 amino acids. NCBI's taxonomy places the organism in Eukaryota, Fungi, Ascomycota, Sordariomycetes, Hypocreales, Cordycipitaceae.